Messenger RNA from Talpa occidentalis (Iberian mole), 2275 nucleotides. It is a transcript of the gene SLAMF7, whose product is annotated as SLAM family member 7. Gene Ontology annotation, biological process: T cell activation. The record is from RefSeq and is a predicted model, not a curated record. Bases 96 to 1115 code for a protein of 339 amino acids. Lineage: Eukaryota; Metazoa; Chordata; Mammalia; Eulipotyphla; Talpidae. The transcript is spliced from 8 exons. Gene Ontology annotation, cellular component: external side of plasma membrane.
CUCCGGUUUCAGCGGCACGCGAAACUAGCAAAGCCUCCACUUCUUAAAGCACUCAGCAGUAGAGAGAAGUAGUCUCGUAACCACCAGAGAGCACGAUGCUUGGAUUCCCAGCAUGCACCAUCCUCGUCUGUCUCCUCGGCCAGCUCUGCCAGCUUGCAGAGCCGGCAGCCUCUGAAGCCCCGACGGAGCUGAUUGGUGCCUUUGGUGGAAAUGUGACUUUCCCUCUGAACGACUUACCAAGGCAGAUUGACACCAUUGUCUGGUUCUUCAACUCAAACACUCUCCUCACCAUACAGCCAAAAGACACUCAAAAGCCAAAAGACACUUUUAUAGUGACCGAAAGUCGUAACACAGGAAGGGUGGACUUCUCAAGUAUAAACUACUCCCUGAUCCUCAAAAAACUGAUGAAGAACGACUCAGGUCCCUAUAACGUGAAGAUACACAGCUCAUCCCUCCAGAACCCCCUCAUCCGGCACUACAGGCUGCGUGUCUAUGGGCACGUGUCACAGCCGAAGGUCACCCCAGAACACCAGAGCAGCGAGAAUGGCUCCUGUGUCACCAACCUGACAUGUUCUGUAGACCAGGAAGAUGAGGGUGUGACUUACAGCUGGAUAUCCCUGGAAGAGGCAAACAAUGAGGUCCAUAAUGGCCCUGUCAUCUCCAUAUCCUGGAGGCGAGAAGAAUGGAACAGGACAUAUAAGUGUGUGGCCAGGAACCCCGUGAGCAACAGUUCUUCAAACCCCAUUGCUGCCUGGAAGCUCUGUACAGGUGCUAUUGGUAAACCACUGUCCUUCGAGGUCCUGGGUGUGAUCUUAACUGUUGCCUUGCUACUACUGGUGCUUGUUAUUUUCGUCAUACAUCAAAAAAGAAAAAAAGAGUCUACUGGAGAGGAGAAAGGGACUGGUGUUCAUCACGGAGUUCCUAGCCAUGGCCACACUCCUGGAGAGGUCCCAGAAUAUGACACGGUCACUUUCCCCCCUAAUACUGUUCCAGAGAAAAAUUCACCAAAUACACUUUAUUUCACUGUGCAAAUACCCAAAAAGGUGGACAAACCCCACACCCUGCCCGAGACAGCCCACACACCACGGUCAUUUGCCUUUGAGAAAGUCAUUUAAACAUCCACGUGCUCCCUCACACCUCACCCCACGGAAAAUGAUACAAAUAAUUCACUCGACUAGAAAUAUCAAGGAAAAGUCAGGAACACUGCUCUCCUUCCAUAAUUAACCAUGGUCCCUGAUGAAACCUCAGAUUUAAGAGCUUCUAAUUCUAAGCACAUGUGAGAAAUCUCAACCAUGUGACUGUGAAUGUGUCAUUAUCCCUUCCUGGCAAUGUGACUGUGGAUGUAUCUGUUAACCCUGCUUGGGGAGCUUGGGCGCAUCCUGUUGCUAUGUGAAUGUGGCAUCACCUAUGUGAAGGAUGAAGGAUGGCUCCUGCCCCAACACUGGAGGUGUGCAAUGUACCCGUGGUCAGAUUGCAACAGGACAAGAACAAGGACCAUGCCCCAGCUUCCUUCUUGUGCUGAGAGGGGUCCAGGCCCACGCUGGACAUUCAGGGAAGAAACUGAAUCUACAGACAAAUUUUAAGUCUGUCAUAGGAGACUUGUAGCUUGUCACUUGCAAACCUUUAAAGUCCUUUUAUUUAUUUAACAAAUAUUUUAUGAGAAGCUCUGCCAAACCUUGGCAAAUAAGACAUGAUCCCCACCCCCUGUGAGGAAGCAUGGAUAAGGGGUAUGCAGGGGAGAGGGCUGCCUUUGAUGUGUUUCAAAAGAGCUGCCUCCACUGAAGGAGGUCUGUGAAGAAGGAAGCUGCUGCCCUGCAGAGGAAGAGAGGUGGUGAAAAGAAGCACCUGCAUAGCCACAGGUGGGAAGAAAGACUGCUGCCUUAUUGUGGGAGCAGUGUUAGGUUUUGUCAUCUCCUUCCAGUAGGGGAGGAGCUCGUUUUUGUGGGUGGAUGGUCUGUGCUCCUUACACUCCCUAUAGCAGUCUGAUAGUUUCUGAGUUUUGCACAUACUGAUCUGGGCAUUGAUGUCUAAGGGUCUUGGGUUCAAUAACCAGAUUAGUGGCUUACGCUGAGCCCCUCUACUCCUACCUCCGUGUGAGUUAGAUUCUUGAUCUAGUAUCUCCUUUCCAGUUUUUCUAUUCUUAUCCUCCAUCAAAAGGAUAGAGCAGGAAACAGCCCCUGGGAGGCUGAGCUGCUCCAUGAAAACCUAUGUGGGGGCCUACCUGGUGGCCCAGAGGGUUGAGCGCAGCACUGUGAAGCUGUCCGCAGGAGGCACC